This is a messenger RNA of Papaver somniferum (opium poppy), 1935 nucleotides long. Its product is annotated as elongation factor Tu, chloroplastic-like. Gene Ontology annotation, biological process: mitochondrial translational elongation. The transcript has a single exon. Gene Ontology annotation, cellular component: mitochondrion. The record is from RefSeq and is a predicted model, not a curated record. The coding region runs from base 131 to 1603 and encodes 490 amino acids. Gene Ontology annotation, molecular function: GTP binding; translation elongation factor activity; GTPase activity. NCBI's taxonomy places the organism in Eukaryota, Viridiplantae, Streptophyta, Magnoliopsida, Ranunculales, Papaveraceae.
UAUUUCGUUUCUUCAUAUUCUUCUAUUCCAGUAUUUUCUUCUCUCUUUAUGUUAUCUCUUUGGGUUCUUUCUUCAAACACAUUGUAGACAAAACCCACAAGAAGCAAAACCAAACCCUAAUUCCGUUUCCAUGGCUACUUCAGCUACCCCAACUGCUUCAUCAAGCCUCCUCUUCUCAAUAAACUCUUCAAUCCAUUCUUCAUCUUCUUCUCCUUCAUCAUCCGGUGUUUCAUUUUCAUCAAUCCGUAAAUCAACUCCACUUCUUUCUUCAUCUUUCACUACUCCUUCUUCAAGCAUUUUCUACUGGACUUCAAAUUCAGUUUCCACCACCACUACAACAACAAGAAGAAGUAACCGCUCACUCACAGUUAAAGCAGCGAGAGGCAAAUUUGAGAGAAAAAAACCUCAUGUUAAUAUUGGUACGAUUGGUCAUGUCGACCAUGGAAAAACCACACUUACUGCUGCUUUAACUAUGGCUUUAGCUUCUAUUGGUGGUAGUCAAUCUAAGAAAUACGAUGAAAUUGAUGCUGCUCCUGAGGAAAGAGCUAGAGGUAUUACUAUUAACACUGCUACUGUUGAAUAUGAAACUGAAAAUCGUCAUUAUGCUCACGUCGAUUGUCCCGGUCACGCUGAUUAUGUUAAGAAUAUGAUUACUGGUGCUGCUCAAAUGGAUGGUGCGAUAUUGGUCGUGUCUGGUGCUGAUGGUCCAAUGCCACAAACUAAGGAGCAUAUUUUACUAGCCAAACAAGUAGGUGUUCCUAAUAUGGUUGUUUUUCUUAAUAAGCAAGACCAAGUUGAUGAUGAGGAAUUACUUGAGUUGGUUGAUUUAGAGGUUCGUGACCUUUUAACUUCUUAUGAAUUUCCUGGUGAUGAUACUCCUAUCAUAUCUGGUUCUGCUUUAUUAGCAUUAGAAGCUUUAAUGGCUAAUCCUGCUAUUAAGAGAGGAGAAAAUAAAUGGGUUGAUAAAAUUUAUGAACUUAUGGAUAAUGUUGAUAGUUAUAUUCCAAUUCCUCAACGUCAAACCGAGUUACCAUUUCUUCUCGCAGUAGAAGAUGUUUUCUCAAUUACAGGUCGUGGUACUGUUGCUACUGGCCGUGUCGAAAGAGGUACUGUAAGAAUUGGUGAAACUGUUGAACUUGUUGGUCUUAGAGAGACUAGAAAUACUACUGUCACUGGUGUUGAGAUGUUCCAGAAACUUCUUGAUGAAGCACUAGCUGGUGACAAUGUUGGAAUUCUGCUUCGUGGUAUGCAAAAAGCUGAUAUUCAGAGGGGAAUGGUUCUUGCAAAACCUGGUUCUAUUACUCCACACACAAAAUUCACUGCCAUUGUUUAUGUUCUUAAGAAAGAAGAAGGUGGUAGGCAUUCACCCUUUUUCGCUGGUUACAGACCACAAUUUUACAUGAGAACUACUGAUGUUACAGGAAGAGUUGCCACAAUUAUGAAUGAUAAAGAUGAGGAGUCGAAAAUGGUUAUGCCUGGUGAUCGUGUUAAGAUGAUUGUUGAGCUUAUAGUGCCUGUUGCUUGUGAGUCAGGUAUGAGGUUUGCUAUUAGAGAAGGUGGGAAAACUGUUGGAGCGGGUGUGAUUCAGGAAAUUCUUGAGUAAUUGAUAAUAAUUUUGAACUUCAUUGAUUCACCUCGAAGUCUCAAUCUUUUUGAAUCAAACUGCGGUCUCAAUUAAAAAUGUACACUGUGAGUGUCAUCACUGUUUGCUGUUCUGAUAUCUUUUUUGUUGUCAUAUAUUUUGCAGUUUUCUUCUCCCGUGUUUUAUUGAAUUUGAACUUAGUUUAGUUAGAGCGAUGAACUGGCAAUGCUUCUAUGUAAUUCAUCAAAUUCUGUCUGUUGUUUCUGUUCAUUUCGAAGUUUGCUGCGAAGUGCCUAUUUAUAUUGCGCUUGAAUAACUAAUGAAUGAGAUGAUUUUCAUAAUGUUCCUCCUUA